GAUAAUCCAGCCAUAGUUCCGUGGAGAACGCUUUUCCCGUCAGGAUACGUCCGACUCAUGAAGAAUAAGUGGUACCUCGUGUUCUUGCAUCCGAUUCAUUUCAAGAGCAAGAUGCUUUUCCUUCGAUGAAGAAAAAGCGAUCGACGAUAAAUUUCGUCGACGUUUAGUUUAUUCGAUGUUAUUGUCGACAUAGUGGUGGGGAGACUUGAGUGGGGGACUUGUAGGGUUUAUAUAGACUUUGCGAACAGAGUUUAUUGGUUUUUCUUCGAAGAAACGUCCCGAUGGAAACUAAAAUUGCAAGAUUUUUCAGUGUUCUUCUGCUCGCCUGCUUCUUAUCGCGAAUGGCGGCAUUUAAUCCUGCAAGUUUUGAACGAAAAUUAAUUGCCUUAGAUAAGGUUCUCACUUACAUUAAUGAUAGACCACAUCAGAUGAACGUGGAUACCACUUAUAGCAUUACCUUAAGCGAAGUUAACUUGUUGGCGGCACUUUUGCACGAGAACGUACAAUAUUUGGAAAGUAGAUUCUUCGUCGCUCUCAAAGAAAUGGUUGCGUUAUCCGAUUUGACCCGAAAAAAUUUGAUGAAUAACGUUGUCCCGGCGAGCGAGAUCGAACUUUCGCUUCAAUCGACUUUAAACAAUAUUACUCUGUGGACAAAACCUAUUUGGUGGACAAGGCUCUUUCCAAAAAGUAGACCCGUUCCCAGUCAAGGAUUAAACUAUUCAAAAGUUGUUAAAUCGAUUCAACAUGGAUGGCCCAAUGAAACAGAAAGUGAUAAAUGUUUGUUCAAAAUUAUACAUAGCGCUUUAAACGAGGAAUGUCACAUUCCUCAGAUUUGCGCCGAAGCAUUGUUAAGGGAUGAUGACGUUGCGGGAUAUCCUCUCACACAUAGAUUGCUCAUAAUUCAAAUCGCUAAAAAAUUUGGGUGUCGAGAAACUGUAUCGUUGCCAUUUUCAUACUUGGUACCUGCAUUUUGCGCCAGAAUUUUUCAGGAUCUCGUUAAUCUUGAAGCGUGGAAUUUUCCAAAUAUCGGAAGAGAUCUCAUGAUUGAACAAAUUCUUCUGUGCGGUAUGGAAGGCUAUUAUGAAUUUCUCGAUAAGCACUAUGAAGAUUUGAUAUUAAGCUGGCCUCAUCAGAGCGGUUGCUUUAACUUAGAAGGAUUUCCUGAGCUCAAGAGAAUCCGGCGAUCCUCAUCAUCAACAGAUUUUGGAUGUCACAAUCAUAUAACAGGUCUUGCUGCUGCGACUCUUUCCUUAUACAUCCGAGAAAAUAUAGAAAAUGAACUAGGUUGAUCUUAAAUAUUUUUCUAUUUUUAAAAAGUUUUUUCUUUAUUAAAUACUUAUUUCCUUUCUGUUAUCGCAAAUCUGAUUUAAAAAAAUUUUUUUAAGAUAGGAAGAAUACACAUAUAUGAGAUCGCUUGAUUUCGUAAAUAAUAAUUAGAAAUAUUCAAUUCGUUUUAUUUUUUCAAAUAAAACAUGCAAAAAUGUAUUUUGUUAUUAGGAAGAAUUAUUUGGAAAAGUGUACAACUAUCAUAGGAUUGUAAUAUAUGAUACACUGAGUUGAAAAGGAAAUAAUCUAUAUUUGUGAUAAAUAAUAUUAUAAGAAAAGUUUUAAAUAUUAUAUAUGGCACUGUUAUAUAAAAGGAAAGAACUGGAAUAAAAGAUAAAAGUAAAUUAUAGAUUCAUUCUUUUUUUAUAAUGAUGU
Molecule: messenger RNA, 1701 nt
Organism: Nylanderia fulva
Lineage: Eukaryota; Metazoa; Arthropoda; Insecta; Hymenoptera; Formicidae
Product: UPF0764 protein C16orf89 homolog
Cellular component (GO): cytosol; membrane
Source: RefSeq, a predicted model, not a curated record